UCUCAACAAUCUGAACUGCAUAAUUUUGUCCCAAAAUACGAGAGCUUUUCGUUUUGGAUCUUGCUGAAAUUAUUGAAAAUGGUGAAAGUGGCGACCUUCUUCGGAAUGACCUUUGGCGCAUUUCUCUUCUGGCAAACAAUGGAUAAAGUCCACGUCUGGAUUGCCCUUCACCAGGACGAAAAGAAAGAGAGAAUGGAGAAAGAGAUCGAGAUAAGGAGAAUGAGAGAAGAGCUAUACCGAGAACAGAAAGAAAAGGACUCUCUCGCCUAAGCUGCUAGCGCAGCGGGUCGGUACUGCAAAACCUCUUCAAUGGCCUUUUCUUGUUUCUGUCUUUUUUUUUUGAAUUGUAACCGACAUGAUUUUGAUUCGCAUAAAGUAUGAAUCUUUUUCUCCAAACACAUGAUCGCCAUUGAUAUAUUUUUUUAGUUCAUGAAUAAUAGCAGUUAUUGGCGAUUGAUUGAUGCAUGUAUUGGCUGGAAAUUAUCGACCCAGAUCGGAUAUUAUGACCUUUUUUUACGAUUGAAGUUCAUGGGGUUUUUAUUCCUAUGCAUGUUUUCAAA
This is a messenger RNA of Erythranthe guttata (spotted monkey flower), 560 nucleotides long. NCBI's taxonomy places the organism in Eukaryota, Viridiplantae, Streptophyta, Magnoliopsida, Lamiales, Phrymaceae. The record is from RefSeq and is a predicted model, not a curated record.